Messenger RNA from Diceros bicornis minor, 4745 nucleotides. RefSeq names its product protein tyrosine kinase 2 beta (gene PTK2B). Gene Ontology annotation, molecular function: ATP binding; protein tyrosine kinase activity. Gene Ontology annotation, biological process: signal complex assembly; protein phosphorylation. Bases 1014 to 4043 code for a protein of 1009 amino acids. Gene Ontology annotation, cellular component: cytoskeleton; focal adhesion. The transcript is spliced from 31 exons. The record is from RefSeq and is a predicted model, not a curated record. Lineage: Eukaryota; Metazoa; Chordata; Mammalia; Perissodactyla; Rhinocerotidae.
GUCACACUGGUUCUUUGUGAAAGUGCCUUCUGAAUGCCACUAAAGCGUUAAGUUCUGUGCUGCCUUCCCUUACUGUCAGGCUGUGCGUGGGCAAAGUCUUGGGUGGGUGAACAGGGAACAUAUGGGUGAUGUUCUGAGCCCACCGAGCCCCACCACCUGCCCUAACCCUCAACCAUCUGACACUGGCGUCUCACCACACCCCAAACUUGGAGCUCAGUUCAGUUAGGCUCCUUUAAAGAGGCCAGAGGGAGAAGGAGAGCAAAAGUUUGGACACAGAGGAGGCAUUCCCUGGGAUGCCGCAGGAGGAAGAGCGUUCCGUUGACCUAUAGCUAGAUGUGAGUGACAGGUGCACUUGGUGUGGUGCGAUCAGGUGCGGGGCUGAGGAGGCCCCUCCAUGCCAUGGCUGCUCCCUCCUCGCCUGAGUCCAGGCCAAGAAAUGCUGUGGUGGACCUAAGCCCAGCAUUUCACAACUCUUCUGCGGGGAGGGAGAAGAGGAGGCAGCAGUGAAAAAGCGAGGAAAGAUGGAAGGGAGGAAGGAAGUAGCCACAUUCAAGAGACCCAGCUCUGGCAGGACAUUCUCCAUUAAGCACUUACUGACUCCCUACCUGAGGCCAGGUGCUAGUGCUGGGUGUGGGGAGACAGCAGUGCCUGUGACCAGCCCCCAUUCUCCAGCGCAGUGCGAUGAGUGGUGGUGCUUCAGUGGGAAGGGGCAGGGUACUAACCAACCCAGUGCUGGAGGGCUGUGGGAGGAGACAGGCAGGGGUGUCUGGGAAGGCUUCCUGGCAGAAGUGGCUCUAAGCAGACACCUGAAGUAUCAAUAAGAAUUAGCUAGGGAGAGGACGAAGGGGAAGAACGGCACAGAGCCCAGUAAAUGCUAAGACCCGAGGCCAGAAGCAGCAUGACGCAGCCAGGAAACUGAAAGUAGCUCAGCGUGUUCAGAGCGUGGAGAGUGCAGGGGCGAGGUGGAGCUGGAGAGGACUGCGAUGUGCCGGUCCUAGCUGCCGUCUGAGAGGAUGUCUGGGGUGUCCGAGCCCCUGAGCCGAGUGAAGGUAGGCACGUUACGUCGGCCGGAAGGCCCCGCCGAGCCCACGGUGGCAGUGCCAGCAGAUGUGGAAAAGGAAGACGUGCGGAUCCUCAAGGUCUGCUUCUAUAGCAACAGCUUCAACCCCGGGAAGAACUUCAAGCUGGUUAAAUGCACAGUGCAGACCGAGAUCCGGGAGGUCAUUGCCUCCAUCCUGCUGAGCGGGCGGAUUGGGCCCAACAUCCAGCUGGCUGAGUGCUACGGGCUGAGGCUGAAGCACAUGAAGUCGGAUGAGAUCCACUGGCUGCACCCACAGAUGACGGUGGGUGAGGUGCAGCACAAGUAUGAGUGUCUACACGUGGAAGCCGAGUGGAGGUAUGACCUUCAAAUCCGCUACUUGCCAGAGGACUUCAUGGAGAGCCUGAAAGAAGAUAGGACCACACUGCUUUAUUUUUACCAACAGCUUCGGAAUGACUACAUGCAACGAUACGCCAGCAAGGUCAGCGAGGGCAUGGCCCUGCAGCUGGGCUGUCUGGAGCUCAGGCGGUUCUUCAAGGACAUGCCCCACAACGCACUUGACAAAAAGUCCAACUUCGAGCUCCUGGAGAAGGAAGUGGGGCUGGACCUGUUUUUCCCAAAGCAGAUGCAGGAGAACUUAAAGCCUAAACAGUUCCGGAAGAUGAUCCAGCAGACCUUCCAGCAGUAUGCCUCGCUCCGGGAGGAGGAGUGCGUCAUGAAGUUCUUCAACACCCUCGCGGGCUUCGCCAGCAUCGACCAGGAGACCUUCCGCUGUGAACUCAUUCAAGGUUGGAACAUUACUGUGGACCUGGUCAUCGGCCCUAAAGGCAUCCGCCAGCUGACAAGCCAAGAUGCAAAGCCCACCUGCCUGGCCGAGUUCAAGCAGAUCAAGUCCAUCAGGUGCCUGCCCCUGGAGGAGGGCCAGGCGGUACUGCAGUUGGGCAUCGAAGGUGCCCCCCAGUCCUUGUCCAUCAAAACCUCCUCUCUGGCAGAGGCGGAGAACAUGGCUGACCUCGUAGAUGGUUACUGCCGGCUGCAGGGGGAGCACAAAGGCUCUCUCAUCAUCCAUCCCAAGAAAGAUGGUGAGAAGCGAAACAGCCUGCCCCAGAUCCCCGUGCUAAACCUGGAGACUCGGCAGUCCCACCUCUCAGAAAGCUGUAGCAUAGAAUCAGACAUCUACGCAGAGAUUCCCGACGAGACCCUGCGAAGGCCGGGAGGCCCACAGUAUGGCAUCACCAGGGAAGAUGUGGUUCUGAAUUGUAUUCUUGGCGAAGGCUUUUUUGGGGAGGUCUACGAAGGUGUCUACACAAAUCAUAAAGGGGAGAAAAUCGGUGUGGCUGUCAAGACCUGCAAGAAGGACUGCGCUCCCGACACCAAGGAGAAGUUCAUGAGUGAAGCAGUGAUCAUGAAGAAUCUCGAUCACCCGCAUAUUGUGAAGCUGAUCGGCAUCAUUGAAGAGGAGCCCACCUGGAUCAUCAUGGAAUUGUAUCCCUUCGGGGAGCUGGGCCACUACCUGGAGCGAAACAAGAACGCCCUGAAGGUGCUCACUCUCGUCCUGUACUCGCUGCAGGUCUGCAAGGCCAUGGCCUACCUGGAGAGCAUCAACUGUGUCCACAGGGACAUCGCUGUCCGAAACAUCCUGGUGGCCUCCGCUAAUUGUGUGAAGCUGGGGGACUUUGGCCUCUCCCGGUACAUUGAGGAUGAGGAGUAUUACAAAGCCUCUGUGACGCGGCUCCCCAUCAAAUGGAUGUCCCCCGAGUCCAUUAACUUCCGCCGCUUCACAACGGCCAGCGACGUCUGGAUGUUUGCCGUGUGCAUGUGGGAGAUCCUGAGCUUUGGGAAGCAGCCCUUCUUCUGGCUGGAGAACAAGGAUGUCAUUGGGGUGCUCGAGAAGGGAGAUCGGCUGCCCAAGCCCGACCUCUGCCCGCCUGUCCUCUACACCCUCAUGACCCGCUGCUGGGACUAUGACCCCAGUGAGCGGCCCCGCUUCACAGAGCUCGUGUGCAGCCUCAGUGACAUUUAUCAGAUGGAGAAAGACAUCGAUGCAGAGCAGGAGAGGAAUGCUCACUACCGACCUCCCAAAAUCUUGGAGCCCACAGCCUUCCAGGAACCCCCACCCAAGCCCAGCCGGCCCAAGUAUAGACCCCCUCCACAAACCAACCUUCUGGCUCCCACGCUGCAAUUCCAGGUCCCUGAGGGUCUGUGUGCCAGCUCACCUACGCUCACCAGCCCUAUGGAGUAUCCAUCUCCUGUAAACUCGCUGCACACCCCACCUCUCCACCGGCACAAUGUCUUCAAGCGCCACAGCAUGCGGGAGGGGGACUUCAUCCGACCCAGCAGCCGCGAAGAGGCCCAGCAGCUGUGGGAGGCCGAGAGGGUCAAGAUGCGGCAGAUCCUGGACAAGCAGCAGAAGCAGAUGGUGGAAGAUUCCCAGUGGCUGAGGCAGGAGGAGAAAUCCUUGGACCCGAUGGUCUACAUGAACGAUAAGUCCCCAUUGACCCCAGAGAAGGAGGCCGGCUACACGGAGUUCACGGGACCCCCACAGAAGCCACCGCGGCUGGGCGCGCAGUCCAUCCAGCCCACAGCCAACCUGGAUCGGACUGACGACCUGGUGUACCUCAAUGUCAUGGAGCUGGUGCGGGCUGUGCUAGACCUCAAGAAUGAGCUCAGCCAGCUGCCUCCCGAGGGCUACGUGGUGGUGGUGAAGAACGUGGGCCUGACCCUGCGGAAGCUCAUCGGGAGUGUGGACGAUCUCCUGCCCUCCUUGCCAUCAUCUUCACGGACAGAGAUUGAGGGGACCCAGAAACUGCUCAACAAGGACCUGGCAGAGCUCAUCAAUAAGAUGCGACUGGCCCAGCAAAAUGCCGUGACCUCCCUGAGCGAGGAGUGCAAGCGGCAGAUGCUCACAGCCUCCCACACCCUAGCUGUGGACGCCAAGAACCUGCUCGAUGCCGUGGACCAGGCCAAGGUUCUGGCCAACCUGGCCCACCCGCCUGCAGAGUGAUGGAGGGCGGGCACUACCUGCCUGCGUCUUCCGCCCCGCCUGUCGUGUACCUCCCCUGCCCCAGCCCCUGCCUUGCCUUCGGUCAUGUGGGUCUUCUCAGGGGGAAGGCAGAGGGGAGUCCUUCUUCCCUUGCCACUUUGCACGACCCCCUCUCCCCACCCGACCCCCAGACUCUGCUGCUCAGGCUGCAGCUGGACAGACGGGAUUCAGGGCUGUAGACACCAGGCGGUGACAAAGAGGUCUCAGAGCGGGUGCUGCUGCCACCUGGCCUCUCCCUCUUCAUACCUGCCUGGCCCCUUGGGGGUCACACUGGCGCCCCUAGUGGCCACGAUGGCUUUAUGCAUGGACAUGGCAGACCAAUUUGGGAAUGAAGCUGUUCCUUCUCCUUCCUCUUGCACCCAUGGAGGUCCAGGUCAACCCCCACCCCCCGCCAUGCACAGAGGGGCCGGGGAGGGGCUUUCUUUUGGGAGUGGGCAGCUGGUGAGAUGAGGGAUGGACCUUGCUUUCUUGUACAGUGUAUAUUGGAAUUUAUUUAAUGUGAGUUUGGUCUGGACUGACAGCCAUGUGCCCCCCUGAGCGGGGACCUGGGACACAAUCCAGGAACAAGCCAUUGGGAGUCCCAGCACAGGACGCUGUGUGGUCAACAAGUCAAGUGUCGGGGAGAAGGGGAGAGACGAGGCCAAAACAGGACUUGGACCACAA